Molecule: messenger RNA, 1092 nt
Organism: Mucor velutinosus
Lineage: Eukaryota; Fungi; Mucoromycota; Mucoromycetes; Mucorales; Mucoraceae
Gene: URK1
Product: Uridine kinase
Exons: 1
Coding region: 1-1092 (363 amino acids)
Molecular function (GO): catalytic activity
Source: RefSeq, a predicted model, not a curated record
AUGCCUCCAAUUUACAUUUUAAAUAUCUAUGCUCACUCUGAUAACUACAGGGCGAGAAAUCACUUGUUCGACCAAAUCAUCAGUCUCCUCAACUCCAUGCCUGAGAUGAUCCCUUCUCUCAUCAUAGCCGGUGACAUGAACUGCUGCUUUGACUCCACAAGUCAACGCUAUAAUCGCCAAACUGGAAAGCCCAAAAGUUUCAUUGAAUUUUUGAACACUCACUUUUCAGAUUGCUUGAACCAACCAAAUUUACCGCAUGAUUACACUUUUAGGCGUGGAUCGUCUCUUUCCACUCUCGACUAUAUGUUUGCAAGCCGCGAUGCUUUCUUCAAGAUGAGUGAUGGUGAUACCACAUUUCUCUCUCAAGAAUGGACAGACCAUGCCUUGUUAACCAAGACAUAUACUACCGGCAUGACUAACUGUGGUAAAGGUGUUUGGCGGGCCAACCCCUUUCUUGCGAAGAACCCUAUCUACGUCAACAAAUUAAACACUGCUAUCUCUAACUACGUAGAAACCAAAUUAGAUCCUAACCUAUCUGCUCAAGAAAAAUGGGACCUGAUUAAGAAGAAAACUAAGCAAGUUACUCAAAACUUCAGCCGUACUCACUGUUCAUGGAGGAAAGCUAAAAUCAAGAAGCUACAGAGUGAGAGGAACAAUUUGCUACAUAGGUACCGGAAUGACUCCGUCUGUUUUAAUCUUUUGCUUUCUCCUGUCGAAAAGGAGCUAUCCAAACUCCAACAAGAGGUAGUUGACGUCCAACGACUGAGAGCAGGACAGAGAUGGCACGAGAAGAGUGAAAAGUCUCCAGGUUACAUCAAGCAAACAUUAGCGGAAAAGGCAUCCAAGCGAACAGUCUCUAGCCUAAAGCAUCCUACUUCCGGGGAACAAUGCUGGGAAACUAGUACUAAACUUGACGCUGCUAAAGUCUUUUACCAAGACCUAUACACCGAGGAAGAAAUUGAUCUCAAUUGUGUGGAAAGAAUGCUACAAUAUAUCGACAAAACAAUUCCAGCUGAGGACUCACAGGGCAUCAUUGAAGACAUACCCUUACGAAGAUAUCAUUCAAGGAUCUCAAAGAACGCCAAAUGGUAG